CCCUCACAAAAAGCCAUAUCAACCGCCUCGAUGAUGGCUACUACCAAUCAGAACUCGAAACAAGUGCCAGCCGCUGGCAACAGCGAAACUUCAGGGCUGGACUCAGAGAUUCAACUUGUUUCAUCACUAGCAAAACUACAAGAACUCGAACGCAAGAUCCAUGAACUGCGUGGCUUCAUGCCCCAGGGCUUACUAGAGCCUCUGGUGCCUAUUGCAAAUCCAGAAAAAGUGUCAUUCGGCAAUCCAGUCGCUGAAACCCCAAGAAUCCUCCGGGCUAGUCUGGAUGAGGCCGCACGCGCACGUGUUGCUGAUGUCCAGCAAUUUCAGUCCUUGUGGCGGGGUCCGGAAAUGACGCCCAUCUGGACACACGUUGAAUCACGCAUCAAGGAAGCUAAUGGUCAGCUGAUCCAGCCGACUGGGAGGUGGGAAAGGGAUUAUGACGUUCUCCUAGAAGAGCUAGCACGGAAAGAAAAGUCUAUAGAAGAUGAGCGCCGACAGGAGCACGAAGAGGCUGAACGUAUCAAAGCGCAGUCUACCGAGGGCGAGUGGAAAAAUGUUUUGGAGCGCUUCGUUCAGCGGGCUAUGCCCGGUGUACGAGUCAUCAAAGGCCAGGAUGAGACUUCUCUAGCGGUUGCACUUGUUAGAGCAGGUGUUGUCUUCCAGAUCCGAGGGAUUUCCGCCCCUGGCUCCCCGAUAUCUGACUGGGAGGUAUCGAGCAAAAUUGCUGGCCGGUCACCGACAAAACUUGAGAAUGCUAUACUGGGAUGUGUGGGCUCACGUCCGCGGAAAUGGGACCUUGCUUUCUUGCUGGAUAUGAUCUCUUCCUACGCAGAUAUCAAGCAGACUACCUGCGUGAAGUGCAACCGCCUGACUGAUAACGGCGCCCAAUUGCCAACUCUUCGUCGCCUUUCGGCAAAUCAAUCCUCGGUCGACGGAGCAGCACAUGUAUACACCUUUGAUGCAUUGCAUUAUGGAUGUGUAUGA
Messenger RNA from Penicillium coprophilum, 984 nucleotides. RefSeq names its product RNA polymerase II mediator complex subunit MED27 domain-containing protein. NCBI's taxonomy places the organism in Eukaryota, Fungi, Ascomycota, Eurotiomycetes, Eurotiales, Aspergillaceae. The record is from RefSeq and is a predicted model, not a curated record. The annotation marks the transcript as partial. The transcript has 3 exons. Gene Ontology annotation, cellular component: mediator complex.